Oncorhynchus nerka (sockeye salmon) is the source of this 976-nucleotide messenger RNA. Its product is annotated as BLOC-1-related complex subunit 5-like. Gene Ontology annotation, cellular component: cytoplasmic side of lysosomal membrane; BORC complex; synaptic vesicle membrane. Gene Ontology annotation, biological process: organelle transport along microtubule; positive regulation of anterograde synaptic vesicle transport; lysosome localization. Lineage: Eukaryota; Metazoa; Chordata; Actinopteri; Salmoniformes; Salmonidae. The record is from RefSeq and is a predicted model, not a curated record. The transcript has 5 exons. The coding region runs from base 241 to 834 and encodes 197 amino acids.
AUGAUAGCAUAGAAGAAGAAGAAGAGGGGUGGUUGUGUGUUUACGGAAGUAGCUAGCUAGUUCGAUAUCUUUCAGCUUGUUAACAUAUUUACUUAAAUGAAUUAUAGUUUGCUACAUCAUGAAACUAUCAUGAUGGUAAAAAUAUAAUAUAAAUAAAAACAGGCGUGGUCUAACAGAACAAGAUAAACACAACGAAGGUCUCCUGAGGUGGUGAAUUGAAGCCAUAACAUAACUGACACCAUGGGGGCCGAGCAGAGCGGUGAUUCUGAGCACAAACACACCGACUACAGUUCCUCGGUGGUGCCCUCUCCAGCGAAGCAGAAGGCUAAAAUGGACGACAUUGUGGUGGUGGCUCAGGGGACACAGUCAUUGCGCAACAUCCAAAAUGACCCUGAUGUCAUCAAGCUUCAGGAAAUCCCCACUUUUCAGCCCUUGUUGAAAGGUGUGCUGAGCGGACAGAUGUCCCCCAGCAGUUUGUGUCUAGAGAGGCUGGACUCUGCCCAGGUGCUGCAGCUCUGCAUCCGCUACCAGGACCACCUGCACCAGUGUGCCGAGGCCGUGGCCUUCGACCAGAACGCCCUGGUCAAGAGGAUCAAAGAGAUGGACCUGUCUGUGGAGACGUUGUUCAGCAUCAUGCAGCAGCGUCAGAAGCGCUAUGCUAAGUACGCUGAGCAGAUCCAGAAGGUGAACGAGAUGUCCAUGAUCCUGAGACGUAUCCAGAUGGGCAUUGACCAGACCGUCCCCCUGAUGGAGAGGCUCAACAACCUGCUGCCGGAGUGUGAACGCCUGGAGCCCUUCAGCAUGAGGCCGGACGGGGACGUUGCAGCCAAGUAGAAAUAUCUCUGCCUGGGUAUGCUGAUACACUCACUGUCAUGGCCCUCUAGUCUAGCCUUCACUGCCUCCGCCAUUUUAAAAGCUCUUUAUUGAACCAUUCAUGUUGAACAGAAGAGAGAGAGAGAGAGAGGGGGAGAGAGAG